GGUAGGUCCAUGGUCCAUCCAGCAUCAAUCAAUUGUGCACGACCUACGGAUGUCUGACGGGUGUGAUCUUACACAGCAUUGCGUCGGUGUAUGUGUCGGAACGACUGCCACUCCUUUACCCGGUGAUUCUCUACAGUCGAACAUCGAUCUCGCAAUCGCCUUGCCCGUUGCUCCACACAUCUGUCCAACACCACAAUGAAUCGAUUUCGCAAGACUAAGAAGGAGAAGGUGAAGGAAGAUGGCGAAGGUCCCGAAAGCAGCUCCGUCAGUCUCAGCUCUAUGCUAUCGAAGAAGACCAAGAAGGAGGAACCCGAGGAGAAACAGGACUUCGACCUUUCCAGUGCAUUGCCCUCGACUGAUGACUUUCGCACCAGUCUUCUGAUGCCCAAGUUAUCGGCACGAUUCAGCAUGCUAAGAGAGCAAGAUGACCCCGAGUCAAUUAUCGGCAAAGCUAGCGACGACAGCGUUCUCUUCCCUAGACGUGCCUCGCGUCUGAACCUCUUUGGCCACAAUCCAGGCUUGUUGGCCGAUAUCGAUGAAGUCUCUCUCGACAGCCGUCGGCCAUCCAUGGCUCUCGGGCGCACACACUCACUUGCAUCGGAUAACAACGGCUAUGGCACGGACGACGACCGCUCCCAACAAGGGAGCAUCAUGAGCAGGGCUCGUCGGACUGAAGGAAACAACUUGUUCGGUGGACGGCAAAAGGUGUACAAAAUUCCCUCCAAGACGACAUCCUCAACAGGAGAAUCGAACUCUGGGCGCAUGGGUGGCCGGGCGCUCUAUGAGCACGAUCUGACCAUGUCGGCUUUUCAACGACUAAAGUUAAAUGAGCGCGAAGAGGCGGCGAUGGAUGAGACACAGCAGGAUAGCCCCUCUCAGGAGUCAGAAGACGCACUGUCCAAUUUUGGCUCCACGAAGCGGACGACCUUCUCUUCGACUGCGUCUGGGCCUACGUCGAAUGCCCGUACAUCAACUGCGGCGACAUCUUUCGAUGAGCAGUCGUUCAUUGCGCCCACGUCGCAAUUGGAGACACAUGUUUCCUCGUCCAAACCACCGUUACCCGGCAUGGCCCCAGAGCGUGGCUCGGUCAAAUCCCGCCGGCUUUACGGACAAGGAUUGGCGCAAUCGGCUCAGAACCAGCAGACAUCGACCUUGCAACGACUAGAAAGUCUUAGCCGCCAGCGCGCAGCAGCCCCAGAGUUGCCUCCCCUGAGCCGCGCUUUUUCUAGAAGCGCCACGAACUUACGCGACAGAUUGCAGCCACUCACCAUUGCCGAACCCGCCGCCACUUCCCGGCCGACCAGCCCUCCAUCGGUGCCCAGGUCGCCAGAACACUCGACCAGGCUCAAUCCCAGGGAACCGCAAACUCAAGCGAGGUCUGCGUACGGAGCCCCUCCGCUGAGCCCCCCGGCUAGCGAGCAUGAAGAUAAAGCCCCCUUGAUGGCCGCUCUACACCCCGAAGACCUCGGGAAAGCCACAGCAUUAGGCCUGUUUAACAAACCCAGCAGCAUGUUUGACGAAAGUCAGUUCACACGUCGUCAAGUACAGAUGCACCAGGGAAGGGACACGCCACCCUUGACGCGACUUCCACCGCUCCCCGCUCAGGCUAUUCCCCAGGAGCACGCUGGCCGUGCAAGAGGGCUAUCCAACACGAGCUAUGUGUCCAGACCAGGCUCUGCAUCUUCUCAUUAUAGCGAGGCCCAACGCCCAGGGAGCCGGUCCGUUGUCCACGCCUCACCUUCAAGAAAUCCCGACGGAACGUUUUUCUCAAACAUCAGUCCCAGUGACUCCGAGGAUGACAGCGGUGCUUCGCGCUACACCACGGACGAGAUUCAUCCUGCUCUUCGGCCCGAAACCCCUUCCAAGCCAUCUACGCCCACUAGCGAACACCGGAGUCCUCUGCCUGAAGUUCGAUACUCGGACCUUGGGGAUCUGAAGCCUAUCGCGGAACACGAUAUUGUCGAGAACCGGCCCGAGCAUGAUGAUCUUCCUGAGAAGCCGGAUUCUCCCACCCUGGGACCGGCCGGCCUGGGUCUCAGCGGCCUCGUCCGCACUCAUCUACGAUGCAACAGCGAUAGGUCGUCCAUUUACCCUCCUCCUUCUCCAGGCCUCCCCCCGAAGCCCACCGAAGCUGAGACACCAGAAGAACCCGCUCUACAGCACCACACGGGCGCGCAAAACAGUUCAAACUGGCAGAGUGAGCUUGUAUCAAGACAUAGACGUGAAGGGAGCACCGAGACACAGAGGGAACGCGAAGAAUUUGCCAACGAGCUGGCAGAGAGACGGCGGAAGGUGCAGGAGAAGCUUCGGGGAUUUGCAGAGGGCGAGAGCCGGUCAGCCAGUCCGGUCUCAGGCCGUCAGACUCCGGAUUUCACCCCCAGCAAACCCGGCAAUGCCUUUUCCUUUCUGAAAAACAAGUCAAGCAAGCAGCAUCUGUUCAACCGACAGGAGCAGAAGAAUGCGAGGGGCUUGAACCUGGCCAAUGCAUCUACUCCUGCUUUGGUGUCGGAAGACUCGUGGCGUGAAGAGGAGGAGCGGCCAUCGUUCAAUUUCGCAAAGCACGCCAACUCGAGCUCUCCCCAUGUCGCGACUGAGAGGUCCUUCCGGUCUAAGAUGUCCGUGUUCGGACGCAGCAGCCAGGAGGAUUCACGCGAGUCCAGCCGGAGCCGCGGUGCCUCUCCACACUCCAGCUUCCGUUCUCGCCGAGAUCGCUCAACCUCGGAUGCGUCUGGCCGUUCCAAGAGUCGCACGCGACGAGACCGCGAGGGUCUAGAAACCCUCGAAGAGGUCGCUCACGGUGCCCAUAAGCCAUUCGCAUUCCCCGAUUAUGACCACCACGGUUUGGCUUCCGUCCCUUCUUCCACCCGCGCCUCUGCCGAGGUCAUGGAGCCGGUCAUGUACGAUCGGUCUUCCUCUGCCGCGUCUGGAAGGUAUCGCAGUGAUAGUCGAUCGGCUGUGUCGAGCUUCCACGAGCGCCCCUUCUAUCCUCCAGCUCCAGCUGCCAGCACGACCUCGCUGAUCGGUGCUGCCCCACGGCCUUCCCCCAUCGCUCCUUAUUCCGCAAAUGCCACACCACCCUUGGAAGACAUGUCUCAGGGCCACUCCCUCACCCCAGUGCCUACCAACAGCAGUACCAACACCGCGCCUCCCCAGCGUGCUCUGGGAAACAACGGUCUUCAGAAGCGGAUGGUCAGCAAGGCGCUGAUCUCCGAACCCCGGUUCGUCUCCUGCACCUCGAAUGUCCCAACGGUUGGCCUUCCUCCCGGUGCAAGCUUGAGCAACGGCAUGCAAACGCCACCGAUCCCGCCUAUGAACCCUCGCCGUCGCCGUCAGACUACCACGCAGACCAUCCUCGGUGCCCUGAAGGGCGAAAGACACGAGUCGCAGUAUGCUCCGUCUCUGGAUGCCGCCAUGAUGGAAGAAAUAAGCAAUUUCUCCGAUGAUGGCGAGAAGCGGCCCCGAUCCCGAGCCCGGCUGCGCAAGACGUCUAGCGAGGGGGGCAACCUGAAUGCAAAGGCUCGACAGCAGCUUCAGCAGCUCAUGGCAGAGGCGCCCCCUGCCGUUCCUUCUUAUCCCCCGCCAAAGAUCCCCAUGGAUGGCGGGAUGUUCUAAUCCUUCCUCCAAACCCCUCAUUCGAUCCUUUUUCACUCAGCCCUUCCUUCACAUUUCCUUUUCCUUUUUUCCUUCCUUCAUUACCGUUCUCCGACCAUGAUGUAUUACUCGAUGUCCUGAACCAGCAUUCUGCAUUCUAAUGUUCGAUACCUCUCGUUUGGAAUUCUCGCAUACAUCAUGAUAUACCAACAGCGUUACGUUGAGCGGACAGGACAUGACUGUCAUCUUUUUCCUAUGCUUGUGUGAUCCAUUCUUUCUGUCUAGCGAUUUCAUUGUGUUAUAUCCAGAUUAGAAGACUCCUAUAAUCAGAUAGGUAAUAAGCAGAAAAUUGACCAUAAUUCGUUCCCU
Messenger RNA from Aspergillus sclerotioniger CBS 115572, 3960 nucleotides. RefSeq lists its product as uncharacterized. The record is from RefSeq and is a predicted model, not a curated record. The transcript has a single exon. NCBI's taxonomy places the organism in Eukaryota, Fungi, Ascomycota, Eurotiomycetes, Eurotiales, Aspergillaceae. The coding region runs from base 196 to 3612 and encodes 1138 amino acids.